This is a messenger RNA of Vespula pensylvanica (western yellowjacket), 12213 nucleotides long. RefSeq lists its product as uncharacterized. The transcript is spliced from 3 exons. The coding region runs from base 838 to 5289 and encodes 1483 amino acids. Lineage: Eukaryota; Metazoa; Arthropoda; Insecta; Hymenoptera; Vespidae. The record is from RefSeq and is a predicted model, not a curated record.
GUCGGGCUAUCUCGCGAGGAACGAUUCAUUGACCGGCGAGCGCGCACGGCGAGCUCGUGCGGUGCUCUCUCGCCGACGAGAGCUCGUUAGUGCGGGCACGAGCGAGCGUAGCUACGAAAGAAGACUAGUGGUAAGUGUCCGGGCACUGUUAUUCGCGCGACGCUCGUAUUGGGAAGUCUCUCGGAGUCGCGCGUAGUUUUUCUCGCGAGUCUUUUAUAAACGGGAGAGAAAAGUAAUAAGAGGAAGAGGAAAGAAAAGGAAGGAAGGAAGGAAGGAAGGAAGAGGGAGAGACAAAUCGAAACGGUAAGCUCUCCUUCGCGGCGCGAGAUCGAUAAACGCGAGGACGUUACCGGAAGCGAGACCCUCCGGCGCUGCUUUUUCAGCAAGGGGAGUAACGUUUUGCGAUUUUUCGGCACUUGCUGAGCAGCAGCUAUCGUUAUAUUAUUCGAUUGCGCCGAGAUAAAAGAAAAGGAAUAAAGAAAAGAAAAGAGAAAGAGGAGGGAAGUCGGAGGGUUGAAGAAGAGGGAUGGAGGUCGACGAGUAGGCGUCCGAUCGAGCGGAAGCCUCCCUCCUGCCGUAGGCGCGAGGGAUGCGGAGAAGGCCGCCGUCGGCGGCGGCGAGUACGCGCCGCCGCGAUGCUACCGCGCGAGGAGAAGAGAAGGAGAGUGCUCAUCGCGGCUGCUGUCUCCUGCGAGAACGUCCGAGGAUGUCGUCUUCUCUUCUCCGCUUCGUACAAUCGGCGAUGGAGCCCCUUCAAGAAGGAGUCUGUCUUAGCUAGAACGUAGUAGAGCCGAGUUCACGGCGACUUGACGAAUAAUCGCGGUAAGGUGCGCGACCAUGAAGGAACACGGGAGUAAGCAUUCGGCGGAAGCGCCUACGAAGACCCUCAAGUCUUUACUAAAGAAGCCCGGCCAGACGAAGGGCAAAACUCGGAAGAAUCGCGUGGUCAUUAAUGAGAAACUUAACGAGUUUUUUGCCGCGGAUUAUAUUAUACUUAUAAAGGAAGAGUGUUGCGCCGAGUACGAGGAAGAUUGCGACUGUUGUUGUCAGGAGCACGAACUUAUACGGUUGGGCAAUUGCAAGGAGUGCCGGGCGGAAUUGAAUCUCCACUUUGGCGUCACGGACGAUGGCCGUUACGGUGGCGCCGAUGGGGAGGUCGACGAGGAAGAGGACGAAGAAGAGGACGAGGAGGAAGAUGCGGUCGACGAGGAAGAGGAGGACGACGAGGAGGACGUUGUUGACGCUGUAGCGGCCGUCAACGCUGCUGUCAAUGCCGCUGUUAAUAUCAACGUUCCUAUCAAUACGAACGACGUCGAAAAUCUGCAACAGCAACAUCCGCGAACCGUGGAGGUUCGUAAGAAGGACGAAGCCGAAGCGAUAGCUGGCGAACUCGAACCCGAUACCGUCGAGCAUAAAGCCGAACUCGAAGCCGAACGCGAGCCGAAAGAGUCGGCUGAUCGGCAGGAAGUGCCGACGAUCGUUCCCGACGAUCGCACCGACUCGACCGUUCGCGGAGAAGGAGCCGAGCGUCAGCAGGAGACUCUCAGUCCUCCAGAAGGCUACAAGGACGUUUGCGUCGAAGGUGCCGCGAUUUUGGAGGACGCUGAUCAUCCACCUCGACUUUUGCCACCGCCAACCUGCAGCGACUGUGAUUAUUAUCACCGAAAGAAGACUGGUGCCCAAGAGCAAAUUAAGGUCAAUGGGGCCGAUGCCGAGCGCGAGGACGCUAUCGUUGAGAAUUUUAAAGAAGCAAACAAUCAAGUUCGAUCCUCUACGCCUAAUGAUUUGCAUCAUCGAUAUCUCGUUGAGACGAUAACGAUGACGACGGUUACGGAACGACGAAUAAUCCGAGAGAUCAGCGAAAACGAGAGAAAACUUUGUCUCGAUGAACUCGAUCUGGAACAAGAAAGACCACCAAGCGAAAUUCCAAAAUUGGAUGGACUUCCAACGGACUCUUCGACUAUUACGACGAAUAAAGUCGAAAAUCUUUCGUCGAAUGUUUGUCGCGAAUGUGGCAAUGCGGAAACGAACGCGGAAAUGGUCGAGGACAACGAGAAAACGGAAAGUAUCGUUGGCAGUAAUAAUAAAAAUGAAAACGAGGAACGAACGAUAGGUGAAGAUGACAGUAACGAAUCGAAGGAAACUCUUCAAGAUGUUACGGAGCUAUCAUUGACGUUUAAACUUGGUAACUUGGCCACCAAUAGCUUAAAACCAAACUCAGCUGUGAGACAACUCUUUCCCAAUCCGAGAUUCAUUUCACCACCACCUGCACCUCUGAACAAAUCCGUCUCAUUGGCCGAUUCUGAGAGUACUUAUUCCGAAGCUCAAAAGUUUCUCAUCACCGCUGAGAAUUUACGGCUGUUCGAUACAACAAAGAGAUCGGCGAAAACGACUACGCGUAGCGAGUCUUGUGAAAGCGAACCGAGUACGAUAAAGAGGACGAUAGAGAGGAACACGUUGAGAAGAAGUUUGAUUGGCAAGUGCAAUGCUACUACGAGAAAGAAGAAUCUCAGAUCGAAGGAUUUGUCUUUAGAGGAACGAAUCAGACAACUGACUUGUGUUGAUCAGGACGAGGAUGUUAUCGAAGAGUCUUCAAAAGGUACAGAACUCGUUCUAGAUCAGGAUAAUGAGAGGUUGGAAUUCUCCGUGCGAACUUCACCAUCCGGGGAGGAGCAACCAGCGAUCGAACGAUUUUCUCAAAAGGUUGCUACGUUAACUACAAUGACAACGUUACCGAUGACAACGUUGACGACGACGAUGAUGCCGAUGGUGACGAACAUAGCGACCACAUCAACGCCAACGACGUUGCCGGCGACAAUGGCAAAUGUUCAUAAUACGAAAAAUACCCCAUUGAUGGAUACCACGCCAAAUCAAUCGACUUACAGAAAGAUUACCGAUCUUUUCGCGUACAAGAAAAAUACCGAGCCAAAUUUACCGGAUCUUGGUAUAGGUAAUAACGGUAGAGGUACUUUGGUGAAAGAAUGUCAGUCGAAGAACUCUCUAACGAAGAUGAAUUCCGAAGUGAGAAGACAGUUUUUAGCCAGUCUCGCUCCACUCUCUUGCGUCACCGUAAAUAACGCGGACACUCGUGAGGAUUAUUACAGAAUCGAGCCAAGAAUCGCGACGAAUGUAAAUAGCAACUCGAUAAAUCACCUGUCCGAUUCAGCCUACAGCUUGGAAGAUAUCGAGACGGCACUGAAUAGAAAUCGUGCUAGUGCACCUGAUGUUACGAGAGGUACACCGGUCGGUAAUAGGCCAGAUAUAGGCGAGAACUCUGCCGACGAAUUGCUUGCUUUCGUGGAACAGGAUAAAUCCAGGAUGGAACGAAUAAAGCGACGUUAUAGCGAAAAUGAGGAACGUCAUAGUCUGGUUAAUGGUGUUUUGGGAGAUGAAAAGAUGACGAGUAGUACGACCAGUAACAACGAACAUGGUCAUGAGGAAGGCCAUGGCGAAGAAGACGAUCAGGAUGACGAACUCAACGACUAUGGUUUUAACAGGCGUCCACCGGUUCGAGGUAUCAAACCUCUGUUUGGUACUACCAAUGAGAUCGUCCAUCAGCUCCGUUCACGAAACGUAGUCACCAAUGACUUCAGUGAUGUGAGAGAAACAUUUGCUACAGCAUGGCCGUUGCAUUAUGACAAGAACGGUGACAGAAUCGAUGGUAAAAAUCUAUUGACGAUGGACAACAUGCCGACGAGUGUGUACGAUACGAUGCCGAAGGAAGACACAAACACGAUCGAUCGAAUAAACAGUAUGCAAAAACAAAUCGACGACAUUUAUCAGACUAUUGUGGAGACCGCGGUGACUCAAGGCAAUCUUGAUCGUGUGACUUAUUUAGAAAAUACGUUACCACGUCCAUUGGUCAGAAUACCGCCGACCGAUGGUAUCUCACAUCAGUAUCCCGAACAGAAGAACGGUCAGACUUAUUUCGUGGAGAAGCAUCAGCCGACGAACGUUCGUAUGUUGCGUAUCGCGGGUGGCGGCGAUGAAACAGCACCGGCUACUAAUUAUACAUCGACUCUACCAGCUAAAAUUCGUCGAUAUCCAUCAACGACGAUUCCGAAUUAUCACUGCAACGUAGUUUCCCCAACUGCGGCAUCCAGCAGCGGUGGUACUAAGUGCUAUCGCACGAUGUAUUUCGUGCCAUACAGCGGUCUCUCGGAUCCGACAUAUCAGAACAUUCAACGGAUCUUACCACCCCAUUCGUCGCCUAAUUACGCGACCCACAUCGAGCGUUAUCCUUAUCCUCGGCAGACGAAGAUUGAUAGCCCGCAGCAACAACCGCAACAGCAGCAGCAGCAACCACAACAGCAACAGCAACCACAGCAACAUCAGCAGAGGUACUACCCACGUCCCUUGGCGCCAAAUACCUAUUUAGCAUCUCAACCACUUCCUGAUUCCACUCCACCCAAUUGUCUUCCUUCCCAAGCACCUCAGCAGACACUCCAGUUGCACCUACAUCACCUAUCGUCCGUUCCUCACGCCGCUGUUCAUCCUAUCCAAUUCCAACAUCGACAACAUCAUCAUCAAAUCGCAUCAUAUCACCUACAAUCGGUAUUACCACCACCACCACCACCUCCAUCAUCUUAUACUGUGAUCGCACCACCUAGAUGCGCCUCCACGGCUACAGCCGCUCAUUCAACCAACCCAGCCUAUCAUCUCUAUCAAAUACCACUUGGUCGAACAUCCGCUACCGUUGCUACGGCCGCUGCAGCAGCUGCAGCUGCGGCCGCAGCAGCAGCAGCUGCGAAUGCCACUGACGUACAGACUCAAACCGUCUCGGCGUCCUCCUCAACUCCUCAACCCGUUACUUCCUUUAAACCCAUCUGCGAUGUACGUCUCUCCGCGAGUUUUUCUGUUAAUGAUCAACAAGGAAACGUUAAUAUCGGUGGGCCUCUUUCGGCAUCCUCCUCGUCUUCUUCCUCGGCAUUAUCUUCGCCUACGAAACAACAACAGCAGCAGCAACAACAACAACAACAACAACCACAACCACCACAACAACAACAACAACAACAACAACAACAACAAUUAGUGAAUAACUCGUGUAGCGUCGCGGAACGCGGUGUACCGGAAGGUGCAGCUAGUGCACCCUCUCACGAUUUUUCUCAAGCACCACAACAAUCUCAGCAUCAUCAACCCACUCCUCCAACUCCUGCUCUCUCUCAAUCGACGACCACCUCGAUGUCCCACUUACUCCUCGUGUCAAACUCUUACGGCGGGCAUCGUGCCAAUACCCUAAACCCGCCUACCGACUCUCAAAACUCCGUGUAUUACGCGAUGAACGUUUAAAGGGCCAAUGUACGCUUUUGACCAACUUCACGGCUGGACUGGAGACUUGAUCCCUUUUAGUCAGUGACGGAGAAACACACACACACACUCAUAUACACGUAUACAAACGUACACUUAUACAUAUGAAAAGGGACAUAUAAAGGGAAGAAGAGGGAUGCAGGCGAAAUUAGCUCGCAUCGACGAUUCCUUUUCUUUGAUGUGGUGGAAAGUGACGACAGGUAUGUAGAAAAAAAGAAAAAGAAAAAUAGAGAGAGAGAGAGAGAGAGAGAGAGAGAGAGAGAGAGAGAGUGUGUGAAUGAGAAAGACACGAGAUUAUCGUGCGGGGAAAGCAGGGCGGCGGCCUCUUUCCGUGCUCGUAAACGAACGACAGACUUGAUUGUUGAAAGGCGAUACGACUCGUUGAUUCUCUUCUACGCGAUGACGAAUACGACGAUGUCGAUGACGAUGGAAGCUGAGAACUCGAGUACCAUCGCAUUCUCCUCCUUUUUCUAUAGUCUUCGUAUCUUCGCUUUGUAUUUCAUACAUUCGUAAUAGAAGGGCAAGGUGACGGCAAAAUUAUGCGAUCUCUUUGAUGAGAUCUUUAUGAAAAAUAGACAAGAUUCAGUCUAUGUGUCGUCAACUAUAUAUUACAAAUAUUUUGAUUAUAUAUACGUUGCCAUACUCUUGUUCUUAUGAACAUCUCGAUGUUAAUGCAUUAUUAAUAUUAUAUUAAACUUCUUAUCUAAUCGUGGCUAUCAUUUGUUUCUCGUCAUUAUCAAAUUUACAAGUUUAAUGAAGAAAGCAAAAACAAAAACAAUAUUCUUCUAACUUACACUUAACUCGAAGAGUUAGUUUACUUAUUCUAUUUUAUAACUCCUUCGAGUAAAGAAUUUACUUCCUUGUUUUCUUCUUUUAUGUUUAUUUUAAGUAUUUUAUAUAAUAUUUUAUAAUCGUACUAUUAAUUACAUAGCAGCUGUGUCAUAGUUAUUUUUUAUGAAGUCAGUAAUGUAUUAAUAAUCACGCUGUGAGAUAAUAUAUUUAUGUAUGUACGAGGAAAAGGACGAGGAUGAGAAGAAGGAGGAGAAGGAGGGAACGGGAUGAAGGCGACGUGGACAGACGACGAUAUCGAUCUUUUUAAAAGAACAGACGUGGGAGGAUGCUUUCUAUCGUUACCGCGAACGUAGCGAAAAUAGUUCGUCGACGUAAAGUGGAUAGAAGAACUUGUAAAGUUACCGCGUUAUUGAUUCUGCCAAAGAUACGGUACCAUGUUAAAUAUAUACAUACACAUAUAUAUAUAUAUAUUUAAUAUAUAUAUAUAUAUAUAUAUAUAUAUAUAUAAGUAUGUAUAACGGUUGCGACUUUAGAGACAUUUUUCGUAACGAUCAUUGUAAAUGGCCAAAUACCUACAUGUAAUAUCACCGAUAUAUUUGUAAGUAGUUAUCGUUGUGAAUGUGUUGGACGAGAAACCCUUUACUUUUACGUGCUCCUAGAGAUUGCAUAGUUUUGCGAAUAGUUCGAGUUAGAUGCGUACUUUGUUCUCGUUGUCUAUUAUUCGCUACAUUACCACAAUAAUGGUCAACUUCGUUUCGCUUGUUUCGUAACUAUUUAGAUAUUAUGUAUAAUAUCAUACGCCGUUUCGACAUUCCCGUAUGUAUUUAUGUGUUUGAACUUAUGAAAUCAACUAAGUAAUACGUGUUUUGAAAAAAAGAAAUCAAGAAAUUUGUCAACGUGGCUGGUUAAUCGUUCGCUUAUCGUUUUGUUUCUCGGACUAGUUUCGAAAAUAAAUGUAAAAAAGAGUUACAGGGAAAGAGAUAGAGAAAUGGUUACAAAGUAAUUACCAUGGAUAACCACGCUGAUAAAUCUUUUGAUACAGAUACUCUGCUAUCCAUAUCCAGCAGGUUCUGUUUCCGUUCGACUUUGUUAACGAGAUAUAUAUGUAUAUGUAUAUAUUUCAAACACGUAUAAUUACUUUUUGGUCAUAUCGACGAUAUAUUUCGUAUAUUCAUAUUUCGAGAAUUUGUGAUCGGUGUAAACGAGUUACAUAAUUAUUCAUGGACUUCGAAUGGGAAACCAUAAAAAAAAGACGUAAAUUGGCUGUGCCCUUUUCUAUAUAAUCUCUUUUUUUUUUCUUUCUUUCUUUUUUUUCCCUUUUUUUCUACGCAUCCGUACAAGUUUGCGUACUUUUCCAAAGAUUUUAUUCUCCUUUAAAGUUUUAUGUUAUAAUGUAUAAGAAGCUACGAACUCUAAUAAUGACUAUUAUAUAUAUAUACAUGUAUAUAUAUACACACAGACACAUAUAUACACACACAAUAUAUAUAAUACGUAUAUAUGUAUUUAUUUAACAAACCAGUCGAGCUUUCCUCAAGACGAAUUGUCUAUUGAAUAAAUUCUAUAACGAUGAAUUUUAUUGCAAAAAGUUAAACGCGAAUCGUUUUAUUCCUUUUCUUUUUCUUUUUCGUUUUCAAAGAAAAACCUGACUUUUCACUUUAUCGGGAUCUCUAAUUAAGUCCCGAGAUAAGAUUCUUCUUAAGAUCGUUAAAAAAACUUUUUCAGCAGUAUUAACCACGUAAUCGUUACGUUUAGAUAAGUACAAAGAUUAAAUGUUUACGAAGAAAAAUUUCGUGAAAAUUUGGCAAAAUUUACUUACGAUGAUCCUUCCGAUCGCUCUCAUAAUGUUCCGAUUCGAGCUAUGAGAACGUAUGUAUAUACGAGUUCUACCCUAGGUAUAGGAGAAUUAUAUGAAUAAAAUAUGGGUGUCAUAUAAAAAAAAAAAAAAAAGAAAAAGAAAAAACCAUUAAAAAAAAGACAAGGACCCAUCGUAGUUUAUCAAUAUGAAUCGUAGAUGUUGAUCCUGAGAUUAUUGUUUACCUGAAAAUACAUUAUUUAAGAUACUUCAAUGAUGUGGUAGUGAACUCCAUUAAAUACAUAUAUAUGUAAGGGUUUAUAUUUUAUGUACAGUAGAACCUCGAUUAUAUAUUCGAAUUAAUCUAAAAAAGAAAAUAUAAAGAAAAAGAUGAAGAACAAAAAAAAAAAAGAAAAAAAAAGAACAAAGAGAAAGAAGAAAACGAAGUAAAAACGCGUGUUUCGGUAAGGACAAAUGAUCAUUUUUUCUUUCCUUUUUUUUCUACUUUUUUUUUUUUUGUAUUAGCAAUAAAUGUCACAUACCAAUGUUAAAACCUUUAAGCCUAAUGAAGAACUUAACGGAAUAUACGAAGCUUUAGCCGAAGAUGUAUACGGUGAGUCCCACGAUUAGCAUAGUCAUUUUGCUGCUUAUAAAGUCUCCGUUAGAAGAUAUGAUACACGAAUAAAGAUUAGAGAUAUAGGGGGGGCCUAAUAUAUUUGUCGAUUUCAAAACGUACUUCGGUAUAAUAAAAGGAAGUUUACGAGAGCAAGCUCGUUUCUUUCACAAUCGAGGUUCCAUUGUAGCUGCAGGACCAAAUUAUUCCUUUUAAAUAGGUGUUUCUUAAGUAUGUUCGAAGAAAGGACAAGAUGUGUAUGCCCAUUCUCGAAAAGCAACCAAAUCCUCGCUUGGAGGACUUUGAAAGUAUUUAACGAAGUUAGAGAAGAAUUUUAACACUAGUUAAACACAUAAAUUCUGUAUAGUCUAUAUGGUCCAUAUCAAAAAGUGUAUUAUUAUUAUUAUUAUUAUUAUUAUUAUUAUUAUUAUUAUUAUUAUUAUUAUUAUUAUUACUAUUACUAUUAUUAUUAUUGUUAUUUAGGUUUUCUCAGAUAUGAAUUCCCAUUCCUUUUAGGCAUUUGUGGGGACGAAUCCAACACAAAGAGGCCUUGUGAGAUAUUAUAAGUUGUGCAAUGGGACGUGGGUGUUAUUAUUAUUAUUACUAUUAUUAUUAUUAUUAUCAUUAUUAUCAUAAUUAUCAUAAUUAUGAUCAUCAUCAUCAUCAUCAUCAUUAUCAUCAUCAUCAUCAUCAUUAUCAUCAUUAUUAUUUCCCCUAAAUUCGCGUAUUUCGCGAUAUCUGGAUAAAUAAAUGUUCCACGGGUAAUGCAAUCUAUACAUACAUACAUAUACAUACAUACGUAUAAACACAAUUUCUUUUUCAUACGAGAAAAAGAUGAAAGAGAGAGUGUGGCAAAAUGUGAGAUAUGCUGCUUUUCGUAUAAACCAAAUACAUCGAUCGUGAAUUAUUUUAUAAGUCGAUAUCGCGGUAUUUAUUGUUAGUUAUCAGGCUUAACAUAAAUAUCCGAAUUUUUGAUGCUUGACCAUACUAAAUCGGAAUGUUAAUUUACUAGACAAUGGGCCGGAGUAAGAUAACAAAUUUCUUCGAGAUCUUGCGAAAUACAUAAAUACGUAACAUACAUAUACAUGAAGCUUUUUACAAUAAAUCGCUGAUGUAUAAAAUGUAAAAGAAGGAAGACUAUGGCGAGAUGUCGAGAUCGGAAUUGACUUUUCUUUAUGACUGACGUAAUAUAUCUACUUAAUAAUAAUAGUAUCUCUAUGCUUCCACGAAUAAGAUCAUUUGAUCGCAUGGCAUGAUGAUGAUAAGUACAAGCACGUUUCCACAAAUCGUUUCUAUCGAUCGAUUUCAAGGAUAUUUUGAAUACUUUUUACACUUUGCUAGCCCCGAUCCAUUUUUUGCUCCAUUAACUAGAAUAUUACGAAAUAAGUUUCGCUUUAUUGGAACUCAUGAUCCGAAGGUAUUAAAUGCUAUAGAUAUUCUUAGAUUAUUAAUAGUGAGAAGGAAGUUUGAAUUCCUCAAUAAAUAUUCACGUCUUUUACAAAAGAUCCGGAUCGUCGUUGAAACUUGGAAAACUCGACUUUUCUACGCGAAGAUUUUCUAAUCCAUUUAACUUUCCAAUAUUGGAAAAUAUAAUAGAAACUAAUAUUAAACUCUAAAUGCUAUUUGUCCUAUUUGUCUUUUUCUUUUUUUCUUUUCUUCGUUUGAUAUCUAAUCUUGAUGUAAUUGUUAUGUAAUAUUAGAUAUAUAUGUAUGUCGUAGUUUGGACACAUAUAUAGUGUGCAUAGAUGAUUUGAAGCUUUGUAAAUUCGAUACUUUGAUAAAUUAAGUAAAUGUUAAACAGUGUCGAUCGUAAUUCGAAGAGAAUUUCAUUCCAGAAAUUAAAAGUGCAGUUUGUGAAAUAAUCGAUAUGUGCAUAUACUUUCCUCGUUAUUACGAGAUUAUUGAUUUGCGAUCGAAUGACGUUACGUGCGCCGAAUCGUAUUUUAACACAAACAAACAAACACACAGACAUAUACAGGCAGACACACACACACACACACACACAAGCACACAUAAAUUGCCAAUUCUAGUCAGUAUAAAAUAUAUAUUUGCGACUGAGACAAAAGUAACCGGAAGUACAUAUGUACGCCUACCAAAAAUCUUAGUUAUUUAGAUGAGACCAGAGAUUCCGUUUAGUGUAGUAAUUUAACAAAUCGCAUCCUCGAAUUUAUGCAAAUCGAAUUGUGUGACCCACAGGGAGAUAUCGACUCGUGCGAGUGAACCAAAAAUAACCAAAAAGUAAAGAAAUAAAAACUAGAUGGGUGGCAUACGCGCACAAAAAAGAGAGUACAAAGUGUAUAAAAACAAAAAAAAAAAAGGGAGUCGACGAAUCGCGAUUCCACUUCUUUUUUAUAUUUAUUGUCUAGUAUACUAGCAGUUAUUGUUGUAUGCCAUAUGAAAGAGAGACGUCGCGUAGCGAUGAACACGACUAAUCAAAAAUUUAAUAUCCUAGACUCGCCCGAAAUAAACGUUUCUAUCUGUUUGGAAAGCGAGGUAAAAAAGGAAGUAAAGAGAAGAAUAGAAAAAGAGAAAGGGGGGAAAGAGAGAGAGAGAGAGAGAGAAAGGUACUCGAUGUUGCGUGGAAAAUAACCUUUUGUUGCAUUGGGGAAUCGAUUGAAUGAAACCAACGAAGGUCUGAUGGAAAGAUCUAUACGUGUGUGUGUGAAUGUAUAUGAGGAUAUGGGUGUAGGUGUGUAUAGCUCUACUUUAGAAUGCUUUGUCGAAAGAUACGUUUCUCCUCUUGAAUGGAGCGCAAUAUUGUAAAUAGAUGCGUAUUAAAAAACGAAUAUCUACCUUGAAUAUCUAUUGAAAGCCGUAGAGAGAAAGAGAGAGCGAGAAAAAAAGAGAGAGAAAGUCAAAUUAUCUAUAAAAUGCUCGGUGUGAAAUAUCAUUAUCCAUUGUGAGUCAAUAAAAUAUUAUAUAAAGGAUUCUUUAUUUGUUAAUUUUAGAAGAAAAUUUUACGAAUUAAAUAUUCAUUACGAAUACUUGUUAACUUGAAUUUUAAUCAAUGUUCAUUGUCGGUCUUAUGAAAUAUUUUUUAUAUUUUUAUAUGAAAUAUUUGUUAUACGAGAUAAUAGAAUAAAAGUUUCAUUGUUCCAAAUUAUUAGUAACGAAACGUUCGAAUAAUGACAUGAUUCUAUUAUAGAUAAUAAUAGAAAAAAUUUUUUUCUCAAGUGACAAUAGUUACUGACUUAAACUCAUAGAAAAUCGUAUAUUUAUUUUUACCUCGUUCUAUGAUAAUCUUUUCACAAAAUCUCUCGACUCUCUUUUUCUCUCUUUCUUUCUUUCUUUCUUUCUUUCUCAGCUUUAUGCUCUCGAGAACGUUGAAACGAUCUUUUCUCGUCGCGUCAUUUUAGAUCCGCGACUAGACUGUAAAUGUAUCCGCAUUACUGCCGGUUAGUAGAGGUCUGUUGGCUUUAAGAAAGCUUACACUGCCCGUGCCAAGUUUAUCGUGUAAUUCUCGCCGAUGUUGUUGAUUCGUUCUUUCAUUCGUUCGUUCGUUCGUUCGUUCGUUCAUUCGUUCGUUCGUUCGUUCGUUCGUUCGUUCGUUCGUUCAUUCAUUCGUUCGUACCAUUUGCUCGAUGCAAAAAUAAUUUUAUGUUUUCGCGAAAAUUCUCGAUAGUCGAUGACGUUGCUUUUUUUGUUGUUGCUCUAUUAUGUAACUACGUAGAUCUAUAUAGAUUAAAAAAGAUUUAAACAAAAAAAAAAA